AACGCUUUGCUCGUUUAAUCGAUCAGCCAUUGGAAAUCUCUUUUCAUACUCGUACAGUAUUCGUAUAGCACUCAUUGUAUCAUUCAUAGCUUGCAUUUGAACCAUAAUCAUAGUGGCUGACUCAAAAUGUCAUUCACCAGCAUCCCCAUCCUCGAUUUAUCUCUCGCUCGCGACCCCGCCACCAAACCUCAACUCUUGGCGGAUCUCCGUCAUGCCUUGUUGGAAGUUGGAUUUCUAUACAUCAAGAACACGGGCGUCCCGGCCGACUUGGUCGACGACGUGGUUCGGCUCGGCAAGGCAUUUUUCGAGUUGCCCGAAGACAAAAAACUCGAGAUCGAGAUGAAGAACGCUCCGUCGUUUUUGGGCUACAACAAACUGGGCAUGGAAAUCACCCGGUUCAAGACCGACUGGCGAGAACAGAUCGACCUGUCCACGCCGCACGAGCUCCCCGGUCCCAAUGACCCGCUGUACCGCAACCUUCUGGCCCCCAACCAGUGGCCCGACGCUGAAGCUCUGCCCAAAUUUCGGGAAGUGUACGAAGAGUACAUGGCCCGAAUGGGGGACAUGAGCAUGGAAUUUACGGGUCUGAUCGCCGAGGCCAUCGGCCUGCCCGCCGACGCGUUUGCCCAGUUCUUCGACGAGGCGCAACAACAUAAACUUAAAAUCGUCAAGUACCCGGACCUCGAGGAGUUGGGGGUCGAGGGCGAGGCUCAGGGCGUCGGUCCGCACAAGGACAGCAUGUUGACGAGUUAUCUUUUGCAGGCGAGCCACCAUCGCGGUUUACAAGUCCAAAACGCGGAUGGUCAGUGGAUCGACUGUCCUCCCAUGGACGGAACGUUUGUGGUCGCCAUCGGUCAGGGCAUGGAGGCAUUGACCCAAGGGGUGUGUCAAUCCACCACGCACAGAGUCCAGAGUCCCGCGCGAGGGUCUGGUGCUCGAUACAGCAUCCCAUUCUUUCAAGGUGUGAGUUACGACGCGACUUUUGAAAGCAUGGACGUUCCCGAGUCGGUCAAGAAGUUACGCGCCGACAUCUUGGCCAAGCGAGGUGGACAACGUCUCGACGACAUCGAGUUUACAUUCAUCAAGGGCAUGUGGAGUAGGUUGGGCGAGGCCACGCUCAUGAACAGGAUCAAGAGUCAUCCUGAUGUCGGGGAGAGAUGGUAUCCUGAUUUACUCGAAAAGAUCCGUAAAGACCAGGCUGAGGAAGCGGCCAAGUUUGCAGCAAAGGAGGCGGCUGCACCUUCGUCGUCAUCGAACUUACCCACAGUGCAACAACCACACUCAAUACAGGCGCACUAAGUCAGAAUUUGUAAAGUGUAGAUGAUCAACCAUGAGAGCCAUGAUGAUGCUUCAAUAUAACAGUACAAGUGCACUUCAACGAAAGAUGCAAGUGCAGAUUAUACUCACACUUGUGAAUCGUGAUAUGCCGAGACAAGUCAGGGGAGCAGUAGCUAGCGGUUAAUAUUGCCUUCGGGGCAAUAGUGUAG
Messenger RNA from Exophiala oligosperma, 1487 nucleotides. RefSeq lists its product as uncharacterized. Bases 127 to 1299 code for a protein of 390 amino acids. Gene Ontology annotation, molecular function: dioxygenase activity. The transcript has 2 exons. The record is from RefSeq and is a predicted model, not a curated record. Lineage: Eukaryota; Fungi; Ascomycota; Eurotiomycetes; Chaetothyriales; Herpotrichiellaceae.